Molecule: messenger RNA, 1932 nt
Organism: Neofelis nebulosa (Clouded leopard)
Lineage: Eukaryota; Metazoa; Chordata; Mammalia; Carnivora; Felidae
Gene: STK11
Product: serine/threonine kinase 11
Exons: 11
Coding region: 16-1377 (453 amino acids)
Biological process (GO): DNA damage response; protein phosphorylation; positive regulation of vesicle transport along microtubule
Cellular component (GO): nucleus; cytoplasm
Molecular function (GO): protein serine/threonine kinase activity; protein kinase activator activity; ATP binding
Source: RefSeq, a predicted model, not a curated record
CCGCGAGAGUCCAGGAUGGAUGUGGCCGACCCGCAGCAGCUGGGCAUGUUUACAGAGGGGGAGCUGAUGUCCGUGGGGAUGGACACGUUCAUCCACCGCAUCGACUCCACGGAGGUCAUCUACCAGCCGCGUCGCAAGCGGGCCAAGCUCAUCGGCAAGUACUUGAUGGGGGACCUGCUGGGGGAGGGGUCCUACGGCAAGGUGAAGGAGGUGCUGGACUCGGAGACGCUCUGCAGGAGAGCCGUCAAAAUCCUCAAGAAGAAGAAGUUGCGAAGGAUCCCCAAUGGGGAGGCCAACGUGAAGAAGGAAAUCCAGCUCCUGAGGAGAUUACGGCACAAAAACGUCAUCCAGCUGGUGGACGUGUUGUACAAUGAAGAGAAGCAAAAAAUGUAUAUGGUGAUGGAGUACUGCGUGUGCGGCAUGCAGGAGAUGCUGGACAGCGUGCCCGAGAAGCGCUUCCCCGUGUGCCAGGCCCACGGGUACUUCUGCCAGCUGGUGGACGGCCUGGAGUACCUGCACAGCCAGGGCAUUGUGCACAAGGACAUCAAGCCAGGCAACCUGCUGCUCACCACGGGCGGCACCCUCAAGAUCUCCGACCUGGGUGUGGCCGAGGCCCUGCACCCCUUUGCCGAGGACGACACGUGCCGGACGAGCCAGGGCUCCCCAGCGUUCCAGCCCCCUGAGAUCGCCAACGGCCUGGACACCUUCUCUGGCUUUAAGGUGGACAUCUGGUCGGCUGGGGUUACUCUCUAUAACAUCACGACAGGCCUGUACCCAUUCGAGGGGGACAACAUCUACAAGUUGUUUGAGAACAUCGGGAAGGGAGACUACACGAUCCCGGGUGACUGCGGCCCCCCGCUCUCGGACUUGCUGAGAGGGAUGCUGGAAUACGAGCCAGCCAGGAGGUUCUCCAUACAGCAGAUCAGACAACACAGCUGGUUCCGGAAGAAGCACCCGCCAUCAGAGGAGCCCGUGCCCAUCCCGCCAAGCUCGGACUGCAAGGACCGCUGGCGAGGCAUGACAGUGGUGCCCUACCUGGAGGAUCUGCAUGGCUGUGCGGACGACAAUGGGGACGAGGACCUGUUCGAUAUCGAGGACGACAUCAUCUACACUCAGGACUUCACGGUGCCCGGUGGCGAGGAGGCGUCUGAGGCAGGGCUUAGAGAGGAGAGAGGACAGGUCCCAGAAGAGGAGGCUAGUCAGAACGGGCAGAGCCGGGGCCCGCCCAGAGUCGUGUGCGUGAACGGCACGGAGUCGGCGCAGCUGAGCGCCAAGUCGAAGGUGGAGCGCCGGGCCAGUGCCGCCUCCAACCCCACCCGCAAGGCCUGCUCGGCCAGCAGCAAGAUCCGCCGGCUGUCGGCCUGCAAGCAGCAGUGAGGGUCGCCGCCCGCAGCCCGUCUCAUCCAGGUGCCACGGCCCAGGUCCUCAGUCUUCCCAUCGACUGCUGGCCCACGUCUGCUGCCCAGAAAGGCCGCCACCACACCCUCCUUGCCGACUGCCCCUCAGGAAUCCAGGGGUCCUGGAGGGCCAUGGCUGGGGGACAGCAGGGACUGGGGACUGGCCUUCCCCUCAUGGCCAGUGAACACGGCCUCUCAUUGACUUUGCAGCCCUGUGCUGAGCCCCCUCCCCGGGCCUCGGGAGGAGGGAGAGCGCCGGCACUCGGGCCCCGCGGGAAGCCCCUGCCAUGCACUUUACGUUCAGACUACUGGUCCUCGCCCCACCCCUGACUUCUUUUUACUCUGCUCCACGUUAGCGCCUCCCACACCUAGUGAUGUGUUCAGACAAACCACAGCCACAGCAGGAGCCAGUAGAACAGGGCCGUCAACCAAGAUGCAUGCCCAGAGCCCAAGGGAGCCAGGCGGCUGCCUUGUCUUUGUUGUUCGGUUGGUUCCUUUUCCUUUUUCUAAGAAAAAAUAAAGCAGGUGGAUUUGA